Messenger RNA from Pteronotus mesoamericanus, 1114 nucleotides. RefSeq names its product galactoside alpha-(1,2)-fucosyltransferase 2-like. Gene Ontology annotation, molecular function: galactoside 2-alpha-L-fucosyltransferase activity. The transcript has a single exon. Bases 1 to 1005 code for a protein of 334 amino acids. Gene Ontology annotation, biological process: carbohydrate metabolic process. Gene Ontology annotation, cellular component: membrane. Lineage: Eukaryota; Metazoa; Chordata; Mammalia; Chiroptera; Mormoopidae. The record is from RefSeq and is a predicted model, not a curated record.
AUGCCCAGCGUUCAGGGGCCUUUCUUCUUCCUCUUUGUCUUCACGGCUUCCAUCAUAUUUCACCUUCAGCAGCGACUAGUGAAGAUUCAACCCAUUUGGGAGGUACAGGUCCUGGAACAAGAGGUGACCAAGAACACCACGAGCCCCCCGCCCAGGGGUAUGUGGACCAUCAAUGCGAUAGGCCGCCUGGGGAACCAAAUGGGCGAGUACGCCACCCUCUACGCCCUGGCCAAGAUGAACGGCCGGCCGGCCUUCAUCCCGGCGCAGAUGCACAGCACGCUCGCCCCCAUCUUCAGAAUCACCCUCCCGGUCCUGCACGACACCACGGCCAGGAGGAUCCCCUGGCGGAACUACCCCCUGAACGACUGGAUGGAGGAGCAGUACGGCCACAUCCCCGGGGAGUACGUGCGCCUCACCGGCUACCCCUGCUCCUGGACCUUCUACCACCACCUGCGCCCCGAGAUCCUCCGGGAGUUCACCCUGCACGACCACGUGCGCGAGGAGGCGCAGAGGUUCCUGCGGGGUCUGCAGGUGAACGGGGCCCCGCCGAGCACCUUCGUGGGCGUCCACGUGCGCCGGGGGGACUACGUCCACGUCAUGCCGCAGGUGUGGAAGGGCGUGGUGGCCGACCGGGGCUACCUGCAACAGGCCCUGGCCUGGUUCCGGGCCCGCUACCGCUCCCCCAUCUUUGUGGUCACCAGCAACGGCAUGGCCUGGUGCCGGGAGAACAUCGACGCCUCCCGGGGCGAUGUGGUAUUUGCUGGCGACGGUGCUGAGGGUGCCCCCGGGAAGGACUUUGCGUUGCUCACUCAGUGCAACCACACCAUCAUGACCAUUGGGACCUUUGGGAUCUGGGCCGCCUACCUCGCGGGCGGAGUGACCAUCUACCUCGCCAAUUAUACCCUCCCAGACUCUCCCUUCCUCAAAGUCUUUAAGCCAGAGGCAGCCUUCCUGCCAGAGUGGAUUGGCAUUGCCGCAGACCUGUCCCCACUACUCAAGCACUGACAGUAGCCUGUCCUUGGCAGCCCCUUCUCCUUUUCCUUCUCCCCCAAGAUCCAUUUUGAGGCAUAAAGAGCACACUGGUACCAGGACCCUUCCCUCUUGCAUCAGAAAG